AAAAUUUGGGGAGCACACGGUGAAGUUCCAUUUUUUUCUUUCGCGAAAAUUUUUUCUCAACUUUUCAAAGUCUCUCGUUCUUCGCAUCUCCUCCGACCAGAUUCAUCGCCGGAAAUCGGAGACGAUCUGACCUCCGUGGCCGUUCUGUCAUCACCUUUUUAUCUCUUCCUUUCUCCUUUCUUUUAUAACCCGUUUAAUCUCUCUGAUUUCCUGGGUUUUCCUGAUUUCCUUUCUCAUUUCUUUAUUCGCAGAUUGUUAGUCGGAAUCGAAAAAAUGGCUUUGAAAAGCCUGCGAGGUGAUAUAGAUAGAUAGAGAACAACACAUUUUGCAUUUAAUGGGAAGAUGGACUUGUCCUCAACAGGCUUCGAGCACUCAACAUUUAAAGGGGUUUGUAAAUUUACUAACAAGCCAAGAAGAAACACCAUAUAGUUUUCCCCAAACUAUAAACCUUGGAUCAUCUGAGCUACCUCGGUUCAGUAGCCAAGGUUCGGAUGGUUCAAGUGCACAUGUUGAAGACCGUAAGCAGAGAAGGCCGUGGACAGCAAAGGAGGAUGUGAUGCUCAUUUCAGCUUGGUUGAAUACCAGCAAAGACCCUGUGGUCUCCAAUGAGCAAAAGUUUGGGGCUUUUUGGAAGAGGAUAGAGGGUUACUUCAACUCAAGUCUCGAACUCAGUGGUCCAGAAGCCAGAGGGGCGAGUCAAUGCAAACAAAGAUGGGGGAGGCUGAACGAUCAAGUUUGUAAGUUCGUCGGUUGUUAUGAAGCUGCCGUUAAGGAUCAGAGAAGCGGACAAAAUGAAACCGAUGUGAUGAAGGCUGCACACGAGAUCUUCUACAACGAUUACCAAGUGAAGUUCACACUAGAACACGCCUGGAGAGAGUUGCGUUACGACCAGAAAUGGUGCUCAAAGGUUUCAAGCAAGAGAAGAAAGACGAAUGAGUGUGUUGGUCAGUCAGCAAGCUUCCAAGAAAAAGUCGUGUUAGAUGAUGAAUCAGAGACACGUCCGAUUGGAGUUAAGGCUGCAAAAGCUGCUGCUAAAGUUAAGAAGACUGCAUCAACCACAAAAGCUGAGCUAGAAGCCGAGAAACAUCUUAUGCAUCUACAGAAUGUGUGGGAAAUCAAGAAAAAAAAUAUGGAAAUCAAGAAACAACAAAUGGAAAUGAAGGACAAGCUCUCAAACAAAAAGCUGCUUGAAAAUCUACUUGCUAAAUCCGAGCCAUUGAUUGAAAAAGAACUGAAAAUUAAAGACAAGCUAAUCAAUGAUAUUUUGUCAUAAUUAUUCAAUCGGAUAGUGUAAUAUGUACUUUAUGUUUGGUUGUGUUGAAGUUUGGGGUGUUUAAGAACUAUGGUGGUGUCUAAGUUUUCUGUUUGUGUAAUAAGUAAUUUGUGUUUAUGUUUGUUAAUGCAUUGCUUAAUGUUUUGUGAAAAUCUUUUGCUUAAUGCCUUUGUCAAUUUUAUGUGUUUUGCAUAUCUUUUGCUUUUGAUGGUAUCUUUCACUAUGUG
Molecule: messenger RNA, 1500 nt
Organism: Eutrema salsugineum
Lineage: Eukaryota; Viridiplantae; Streptophyta; Magnoliopsida; Brassicales; Brassicaceae
Product: glutathione S-transferase T3-like
Exons: 3
Coding region: 335-1273 (312 amino acids)
Source: RefSeq, a predicted model, not a curated record